CCCCGUCCCCUUCCUUCUCCCCUCUUCCGUUGCCGGUGCGUCCGCGUCCCUGUCUCCCCCUCCCCCGGCGACCGAUCGGGAGGGGAGCGGAGCGGGAUGGCCUCCCAUCCCCCCAACCCUGCCGACGCCGGCGACCCCGCAGGAAAUAAUGCUGAGCUGCCAUCUCUGCCCUUUCAUGUUGUCACAAAACCUAGUCAGCUUCCAAUUGAGUUUCUCGAGCCCUCUGCUGCCAAGAGGUUGGUGAUUGGAUUUGACUGUGAGGGUGUUGAUCUUUGCCGCCAUGGUGCUCUCUGUGUCAUGCAGAUUGCAUUUCCUGAUGCUGUUUACUUGGUCGAUGCUAUCGAGGGUGGAAAAGAACUAGUUGAAGCUUGCAAACCAGCACUUGAGUCAGAUUAUAUCACCAAAGUUAUUCAUGACUGUAAAAGGGACAGUGAGGCACUGUAUUUCCAGUUCGGCAUUAAAUUGCACAAUGUUAUGGAUACACAGAUCGCCUAUUCUCUGAUAGAAGAGCAGGAAGGGAAAAAGAGAGCAUAUGAUGUUUACAUAUCUUUCGUGAGCCUUCUUGCUGAUCCUCGUUAUUGUGGAAUGCCAUAUCCUGAAAAGGAAGAAGUCCGUACUCUUCUAAGGCAGGACCCAAACUUCUGGAAAUGUAGGCCCUUGUCUGAAAUGAUGAUUCGAGCAGCCACAGAUGAUGUGCGCUUCCUUCUGAAUAUACAUGAGAAAAUGAUGGAGAAAUUAAGCAAAGUAUCUUUAUGGCGUCUGGCAGUUCGAAGUGAGCUAUACUGUAGGUGCUUUUGCAUAAAUGACAACGAGCAGGCAGAUUGGCCACCACUUCCUACUAUCCCAGAUGACAUUGAAGCUGAAGUUCAUGUUCCUGAAGUGGAUAUCCUUUCGCUCUUAAAUGUGCCUCCUGGGAAAAUGGGACGUGUUAUUGGCAGAAAAGGAUCAUCAAUAAUGGCUGUGAAAGAAUCUUGCAAUGUUGAAAUCCAUAUUGGUGGUUCAAAGGGGCCUCCAGAUAGGGUUUUCAUCAUUGGACCAGUGAAGGAAGUCAGAAAGGCGGAGGCUAUCCUGAGGGGCCGAAUGCUGGAAUUCUAGACAAACUUGUUCUGUGAUAUAGGAUUCCGCUGCUCUAUCUUGUAAAAACAAACAUGAUACAGAACUGCAUGUGGUACUCUACCUUCUGGAUCUCUGAACCUUUGACAAAAUGAAAUAAGAGUUGAAGGCA
This is a messenger RNA of Lolium rigidum, 1225 nucleotides long. RefSeq names its product egalitarian protein homolog. Gene Ontology annotation, biological process: nucleobase-containing compound metabolic process. Lineage: Eukaryota; Viridiplantae; Streptophyta; Magnoliopsida; Poales; Poaceae. Gene Ontology annotation, molecular function: 3'-5' exonuclease activity; RNA binding. The record is from RefSeq and is a predicted model, not a curated record. The coding region runs from base 97 to 1095 and encodes 332 amino acids. The transcript is spliced from 10 exons.